AUGUCUGUCUCGAGAUCAACCAGGCAUAUCCCGCUGCCCCAGGACCAGCAAAUCCCGGAGUACUAUCAGAGCAUGCCAGGCCAAUGGUCUGAACUAGACACGUCCGCGUAUCCAUCCACCUUUGUCGGGGUCAACCACCCAUACUGUACCGAGCCCAUGGUUCCAUCAAGCGUUCUCACCCCGACCAGUCUUCCAGACAGCUCAUACCAAUCGAGCCCAGCACUGGGCCAGCACUCACCCCAAUGCUCGUCCCUGGAAUACCAGUACGGCGUGAACGAACCACUGCCCCAACCCCAAGGCCUGGGCAUCAAUGUAUCCUUCCCAACAGAAUUCCCCCAGAGCACAGCCCCUGCCCCGGGGUACAUGUACGCAGCAACCGAGGAGAUGGGCUACGGCAUGCACCACAUCACCCCAAGCAUGUCCCCUCACGCGCCCGCUCUCAAGCGCAUGCGAUACACGCCCCCGACGCCCUCCUCGCGCGAUGCCCCCGUCAACAUCAUGCCGCACCCACAGGGCGUGCAGCAGAUUGAACUGGAGCGCCAGCGCAGUCACGCCUCUCCGCAGCCGCAUCAACGGCCGCGAGCCCGCGGCCGUGGACGCCGUGAUCCUCAAGCUGAAGAAGAGGAUGCGUUCGUGGAGAGGCUGCGCGAGCAGAAUCUUUCCUGGCGGACUGUUCGGGAGAUGUUCCGGCGCCAAUUCAAUAAAGAUGCCUCUGAGGCCCGUCUACAGAUGCGCCUUCUGCGCCGCCGUAAAGAUCGGCUGGCGCGUUGGGAAGAGAAUGAUGUUCAACUGCUCGUCUGCGCCCAUGAGACCUGGGAAACCGAGAAAUUUAGCUUCCUUGCAGAAAAGAUGAUUGAGCUUGGCGCCAGCAAAAUGUACACCCCCGAACAGUGCAAAGCCCAGCUUCGGCUACUCGAGACCAAACAACAAUGGCGAGACAGAGGGGGUACAUCUCCCUCGGCCAUAUCUGACCCACCUCUCUCCCCUCCCAAUUCCCAGAAGUGA
This is a messenger RNA of Penicillium alfredii, 1005 nucleotides long. RefSeq lists its product as uncharacterized. NCBI's taxonomy places the organism in Eukaryota, Fungi, Ascomycota, Eurotiomycetes, Eurotiales, Aspergillaceae. The transcript is spliced from 4 exons. Bases 1 to 1005 code for a protein of 334 amino acids. The record is from RefSeq and is a predicted model, not a curated record.